Messenger RNA from Solanum pennellii, 720 nucleotides. RefSeq lists its product as uncharacterized. Gene Ontology annotation, biological process: DNA integration. The record is from RefSeq and is a predicted model, not a curated record. The transcript is spliced from 3 exons. Gene Ontology annotation, molecular function: nucleic acid binding. Bases 1 to 720 code for a protein of 239 amino acids. Lineage: Eukaryota; Viridiplantae; Streptophyta; Magnoliopsida; Solanales; Solanaceae.
AUGCGAAAAGUUGCUAAGAAGCUGCCAAAUACCCCGAAAAAGCAACAAGUAGCCAAAAGAAAACAAUCCGGAAAAUGGCAAAACAACUUCUUUUUGAAUAGAGAGGUUCUUUAUAGGAAGAGUCCUAAUCUGGGAUUACUGGGAUAUGUGGAUGUUGCAGAAGCCACAAAAUUGCUUGAAGAAUUGCAUGCUGGAGUACAUGGAGAUCUGAUCAAAGUACCACCCCACGAGCUUAAUGCGACUUGGCCAUUUGCAGCCUGGGGCAUGGAUGUUAUUGAAUCAAUUGAGAAUGCUGCCUCUAAUGGUCAUAGGUUCGUUUUGGUCGCCAUUGAUUACUUCACAAAGUGGGCCGAAGCUGCUUCCUACAAAGUUAUAUGUGAACAAUUCAAAAUUACUUCCCGUAAUUCAACUGCAUAUCGUCCUCAAAUGAAUGGAGUUGUGGAAGCUACCACUAAGAACAUCAAGAGGAUAUUGAGAAAGAUAAUGGACAACUACAAAUGUUGGCAUGAAAAUUUGCCUUAUGCCUUGCUAGGUUAUUGCACUACAAUUCAAACCUCAACUGGAGCAACUCCAUAUAUAUUAGUAUACGGAACAGAGGCAGCGAUUCCAACUGAAGUUGAGAUACCAUCUUUAAGGAUUAUUCAGAAAAAUGGAUUGAGCGAUGCCGAACGGAUUCGUGAUCAAUAUGAACAAUGUACAUUGACUGAUGAGAAAAAAUGA